Myripristis murdjan (pinecone soldierfish) is the source of this 2665-nucleotide messenger RNA. RefSeq names its product solute carrier family 7 member 7 (gene slc7a7). NCBI's taxonomy places the organism in Eukaryota, Metazoa, Chordata, Actinopteri, Holocentriformes, Holocentridae. Gene Ontology annotation, biological process: amino acid transmembrane transport. Gene Ontology annotation, cellular component: membrane. Bases 351 to 1847 code for a protein of 498 amino acids. The transcript is spliced from 10 exons. The record is from RefSeq and is a predicted model, not a curated record. Gene Ontology annotation, molecular function: basic amino acid transmembrane transporter activity; L-amino acid transmembrane transporter activity.
GCAGGAGGAGGGAGGAACAAGUGCGACUCGGAGGGUUAGAUGACCCCAAAAGCAGAGCGGAGAGAGGGAGGACAAUGCCAGCGCUGACUGGCGAGGAGAGGUGAAUCACAGAUUUGCAGGCAGACCAGCCCACUGCUGUGCGUCAAGAGGAGACCCCCCGGAGGUGCGUCAAGCGGAGCUGAAGCGCGUCUGGAGAAGAUGUCACCAGAUGGUCCAUAGCUGGGGAAAAGUUGUGUCUUCUGGUUCAGGUCAAACAGGAAAACUCUCCAUCAGCAGCUGAACUCUCAUCCAACAAACAACUCGUCACAAAUCCCUGAUCUCCCCCUUUAAUCAACCGCCAGGCCACAACCAUGGCGUCCUACAGCCCCGCCCCCACGCAAGAGGCGACCAAUGGUGGCCCUCCAUCUGUGAAAUCCGACAAAGACUCAGAGGAAUCCAUGAAGCUGAAGAAGGAGAUCUCCCUGCUGAACGGGGUGUGUCUGAUCGUGGGGAACAUGAUCGGCUCAGGAAUCUUCGUCUCCCCCAAGGGCGUCCUGAUCCACAGCGCCUCCUACGGCCUGUCGCUGGUAGUGUGGACCGUCGGGGGGAUCUUCUCCGUGUUCGGGGCCCUGUGCUACGCCGAGCUGGGGACCACCAUCACCAAGUCUGGGGCCUCCUACGCCUACAUCCUGGAGGCCUUCGGGGGCUUCCUGGCCUUCAUCCGCCUGUGGACGUCGCUGCUGAUCAUAGAGCCGACCAGCCAGGCCGUCAUAGCCAUCACCUUCUCCAACUACAUGGUCCAGCCCAUCUUCCCCACCUGUAUAGCUCCUUACCUGGCCAACAGGCUGCUGGCUGCUGCGUGCAUAUGCCUGCUGACCUUUGUAAACUGUGCCUACGUGAAAUGGGGCACCAGGGUCCAGGACUUCUUCACCUACGCCAAGGUCAUCGCUCUCAUCGCCGUCAUCAUCACCGGCCUGGUGAAGAUUGGACAAGGUCACACUCAGAACUUCGACGGCUUGUUUGACGGCUCCUCCAGGGACCCCGGGGACAUCGCCUUGGCCCUGUACUCCGCUCUGUUCUCCUACUCCGGCUGGGACACCCUCAACUUUGUCACGGAGGAGAUCAAGAACCCGGAGAGGAACCUGCCGCUGGCCAUCGCUAUUUCCAUGCCCAUCGUGACUGUGAUCUACAUCCUGACCAACGUGGCCUACUACACCAUCCUGCCCAUCCCUGCAAUCUUGGACAGUGAUGCUGUGGCCGUGACAUUUGCUGAUCAGGUGUUUGGUGUGAUGAACUGGACGAUUCCUCUGGCUGUGGCUCUGUCCUGCUUCGGAGGACUCAACGCCUCCAUCCUGGCCUCCUCCAGGCUCUUCUUCGUGGGCUCCAGAGAAGGCCACCUGCCCGACUUCCUGUGCAUGAUCCACGUCUACCGCUACACCCCCGUCCCCGCUCUGCUCUUCAAUGGCGUCAUGGCGCUGAUCUACCUCUGUGUGGAAGACAUCUUCAAGCUGAUCAACUACUACAGCUUCAGCUACUGGUUCUUUGUGGGCCUGUCCAUCCUGGGGCAGCUGUAUCUGCGCUGGAAGCAGCCCGACAGAGAAAGACCGCUCAAGCUCAGUCUGUUCUUCCCCAUCAUCUUCUGCUUGCUCACCGUCUUCCUGGUGGUGGUGCCGCUCUACAGCGACACCAUCAACUCCCUGAUUGGCAUCGGCAUCGCCCUGUCAGGAGUGCCCGUCUACUUCCUCUGCUGCUACACUCCGGCCAGCAAGAGGCCCCUGUGGAUACAGAGUUUCAUUGCCAAAUCGGGCCUGCUCAUCCAGAAGGUGUGCUACUCUGUUCUGACUGAAAUGGACGACAAGGAAGAGUAGAGACAUUCGGUCCCGACAUCCUGCUGAAGCCUGAUGACGCACAAAACGGAGAGGCUCAACCUGAACUCAUCCCGACCGGCCGCUAAACACAAGGCCUCGAUGCACAGACUCUGGACUUGAGCUGUACUGGACAAAAAACAAAACAAAACCAAAAACAAUAAAGAACCGGAUGGACUCUGACUUGUCAAUCAUGAUUAAAUGUGUGACGGCGCCGGGAGUUUCGAUGGCCAAAAACGACAUUCCAGUUGCCUUUGACUUCAGAGAGAACAUUUCCUUCACUCCUGAGGACUCAACACACAUUUUCUGUCAUAAAACUGUGUAAAAUAUUGUUUAAAGACAUGCCAAGAGUGUGGAAUUACACAUAUGCUGGGAAAUAACUUUGUGAUUUAACUUGAAAGGGCGAAUUAUGACUGUGGUUAAAUUGCUCAAGUGGAGAGGAGAUCAUCUUUGAAACUGCAAGCACUGGUGACAAUGCAAAAUACCCUUGGUAUCAUUAUUAUUAUUAUUGUUAUUGUUAUUAUUGUUUGGCAGGAGGAAAAACUAGUAAUAGGAGAAUAUGUACCACAUUCCAUAUUUAUACAUCUAGAAUGUAAAUGUUCAUUAAUAUCUGUCCCGUUGCCUUUGUACUGUCGUAGCUGCAAGGUCUAGCAAAGUAAAGGGCUAUUUUUACACAAAUUAAUUUGAUUUCCCCUCAGUGCCUCUCUCGAACAUAGCCUCUUGACAUGUAAAGCAGUUUAUGACAGCUGAGUACAAAGACAGUAAAUAGUAAAAGGCUAUUAUGUAUUUAUAAUAAAAUGACUUGUGGACACCCAUGGCUA